Molecule: messenger RNA, 4747 nt
Organism: Salvia miltiorrhiza (redroot sage)
Lineage: Eukaryota; Viridiplantae; Streptophyta; Magnoliopsida; Lamiales; Lamiaceae
Product: probable LRR receptor-like serine/threonine-protein kinase At3g47570
Exons: 3
Coding region: 9-3143 (1044 amino acids)
Biological process (GO): protein phosphorylation
Molecular function (GO): receptor serine/threonine kinase binding; protein kinase activity; ATP binding
Source: RefSeq, a predicted model, not a curated record
UUGCAGCCAUGGACAAAAAGCUUUAUUGCAUUUUGCCUUAUGCAUUCCUAAUCACCGUAACCUUCCCAAUGCUUUCUUCUGAAUCCAAACAACCUAUGAGUCUUGCAACUGAUCAAACUGCCCUUCUUUCACUCAAACAUACAUCUCUUUUACUUGCAACUAAUUGGACCAACUCCACCUCCGUCUGCACCUGGAUUGGCGUCACUUGCAGCUUGCGCCACCGAAGAGUUUCUGCGUUGAAUCUCUCCAACAUGGCUCUCUCCGCCACCAUUCCACCACAGCUCCGACACCUCUCCUUCCUCGUCUCCCUCGACCUCACCAACAACCUUUUCUAUGGAGAUUUGCCACAGGAACUGUCUCUCCUUCGCCGUUUGAAGUUCAUAUCUUUCCAACUCAACAACUUCACCGGAGACAUCCCCCCGAUGUUGGGUCAGUUACCAAAAUUAGAGUACUUGUCUUUACGCAACAACAGCUUCAUAGGUUCCAUCCCAAAAUCCCUCUCAAACCUCACAAACCUACAAUUUCUUGACUUAAGAUCCAAUUCUCUAAGUGGAGAAAUUCCAAAAGAGUUUGGGAGACUUCAAAGUCUACAAACUCUGUAUGUUCAACGUAAUCAUCUCUCCGGUGCUAUACCAUCAGCCAUAUUCAACAUCUCGACCCUUGUAUCUAUGGGCUUCACAUACAAUGAAUUGAGUGGAAGUCUUCCAACAGACAUGUGCCGUAAUCUUCCAUCUCUGACUGGGCUUUAUCUUUCUAAGAAUCAAUUGAGUGGCACGAUUCCCUCAAAUCUAUCCCAAUGUUCACGGCUUGAGGAGCUGAGCCUCGCUUACAACUCUUUUAGUGGGGAGAUACCUUCAGAAAUCGGCUACUUAACAUCUCUUCAGUUUUUAGCUCUUGGUGGUAACAAUUUGAAAGGAAUACUACCACAUGAGAUUGGCCAUCUUCAGAGUCUGGUUACUUUUGCUGUUGAAAAGAAUGAGAUUGCGGGCUCAAUUGAUUUCAAUAUUUUCAUGAAUAUGUCUUCUCUGCAAACCUUAGGACUAGGGCGCAACAAAUUCACGAGGAACCUUUCAAGGGAUGUCGGGAAUAUUACCAUGCUAACAAAUUUGGAUCUCCAAGAUAACCAUUUUACAGGUCUUAUUCCCACUGAAUUUGGCCAACUUUACCAUUUGGAGACAUUAGGACUACUGUUGAACAGCUUGAGUGGUUCGAUUCCACAUGAGCUCUUUAACAUUUCAACUCUUCGGAUCCUUUCACUUGUCGGCAACGCUCUGUCAGGGGUUCUUCCAACCCAUUUAUGCCAUGCCUCUCCCUUUCUUGAAGAACUUCAUCUUGGCCGAAAUUCUAUCACCGGAGCAAUACCCAACUCCAUCUCUAACUGUUCUCAACUCACAAUUCUCUCACUUCCUGAAAACAAAUUCAGUGGUUAUAUACCUACUCAUCUCGGCAACCUAAGGCAUCUCCAAAUUCUUCAACUGUUCAGAAACAAUCUUACCGAGGCACCAUCUUCUUCCUUCAUUACUUCAUUGACAAAUUGCAAGUCUCUAACUCUUUUGUCAAUUGAUGAUAAUCCUCUAAAUGGUGUCAUUCCAGCUUCUGUUGGGAACUUAUCUUCUGCACUUCGAACAUUCACUGCCGUGAACUGCAAAUUCAGUGGCAGCAUUCCUCUUGAAAUAGGCAAUUUAAGCAAUUUGAUGGCAUUGGAGUUGUCAGCAAAUGAGUUAUCUGGUAAUAUUCCACUAACUAUAAGCCAUUUGCAUGAACUUCAAGGAUUAGAUCUGUCUGAUAACAUGUUGGGAGGCUCAAUACCACAUGCUAUAUGUGAUCUAUUCCGCCUCGACACUUUAAUUAUGAGCCAGAAUCAAUUUUCAGGUCCAAUUCCUAAAUGUCUGGAAAAUGUCUCUUCUAUAAGAAUUCUUCAUCUACACUUCAACAUGUUGAAUUCAAGCAUACCUUCAAGCUUAUGGGGCCUAAAAGAUUUGAACUCUCUAGACUUGUCCUCGAAUUCAUUAAAUGGGUUCUUACCACAAGAGAUAAGUAACUUAGGAGCAGUAAUACAUAUAAACCUAUCGAUGAAUCAAUUGUCAGGGUCAAUUCCUAGCACUAUUGGGAAGUUGCAGAAUUUGAUUAAUCUGUCUUUGGCAAAUAAUAGACUAGAAGGUUCUAUUCCUGUGUCUAUGGGAAGCAUGAUCAGUUUGGCAAAUCUCGACCUGUCGUACAACAACCUCUCUGGUUCAAUUCCAAAGUCUUUAGAAGCACUUCAACACCUCGACUACUUUAAUGUCUCUUUCAAUAGUUUAAGUGGAGAAAUUCCUAAUGGAGGUUCUUUUAGAAACUUCACUAUGGAUUCUUUUAAGGGUAAUGAGGCAUUGUGUGGAAUCCCCAAGUUCCAUGUCCAAAUUUGCUCUUCAAUUUCUAAUCACACAUCAAAGAGAAACAAGGUGGAACGAGCUUCAUUUAUUGUUUUCGGGGUUGUGGCUUUCAUCUCAAUUGUUUCUUUGGCCUUUAUAAUUGUCAAAAACAAACGGAAAGAUAAGAUGACUAGAGAAGUUGAUGAGUCGAUAUUCAUUGUGCCGGAAAGAAUCUCUUAUUAUGAACUGCUACAAGCAACGGAAAGAUUCGAUGAAAGCAAUUUACUUGGCACUGGGAGUUCUUGCUCUGUUUAUAAAGGAAUUCUUAACAAUGGGAAGGAUAUUGUUGUCAAGGUGUUUAAUAUGCAGCUAGAAGGUAUUUCAAGAAUAUUCGAUGUCGAAUGUGAGAUACUACGUAGCAUUCGACACAGGAAUCUGACAAGCGUCAUAAGCAGUUGCUCCAAUGAAGUGUUCAAGGCAUUAGUACUUGAAUAUAUGCCAAAGGGAAACCUUGAAAAAUGGUUAUAUUCCUACAACUAUUGCUUGAAUAUGAUGGAAAGAUUGAAUAUAAUGAUUGAUGUUGCAUGUGCUUUGGAGUAUCUUCACCACGGUUAUUCAAUGCCCAUUGUCCACAGCGACUUGAAGCCUAGUAAUGUGUUGUUAGAUGAAGACAUGGUUGCCCAUGUAAGCGACUUUGGGAUAGCAAAGUUGUUAUGCGAUGGAGAUAGCUUUGCGUUAACCAACACGCUAGCAACAUUGGGUUACAUCGCUCCAGGUGCGAAGUUUCUCUAAAUAUAUUGAUUGCACUUCACUUUCAAUCAAUGAAUCAAUUAAUUAUGUCUUCAUUACUGCAUACAUCAUGAUUUUUGUUGUUCCAGAGUAUGGCUUGGAAGGGCUAGUUUCAACAAGGUGUGAUGUGUAUAGCUACGGGGUGAUGUUGAUUGAAACUUUUACGAGAAAAAGGCCUAGUGAUGAUAUGUUUUGCGGAGAUAUGAACUUAAAGAGAUGGGUAGAACUCUCACUUUCGGAGAUCCCAGAUGAAGUGAUAGAUGCCAACUUAGUCAUGAAUUUGGAUGAAGAAAUGAUUGACAAGAAUAUGCAGUGUGUAUCAUCCAUACUUGAAUUGGCUCUGAAAUGCUCUGCGGACUAUCCCGGGGAUAGAAUCAACAUGAAACAAGCACAUGCAGAGUUGCAAAAAAUCAAACAUCGAUUUUCCCAAUGAGAUUCAAGUAAGCUAUUUCAAUGUUCUAUGUUACUUCUAAGAUAACAUUGUUCUACUACGAUUUACUUAUUUUCCCAAUGAUAUUCGUGUUUCACAUAUCUUUCGUGAAGGGAACCAAGUUGCUAACAUUAUGGCAAAUCCAAAUACUCCGACUGGUUGGUGGAAUCAUGCUAUUCCCUUGAUUGAGGAAGUCGUUCAAAAGGAUAUUCAUAUCCCAAAUUUCCAUCGCAAAGUUAGCUAACGAUGUCUUCUUCAUUUGGUGGCUUUAAUGAGGCAUGUAGUGUUGAAGAUUUUGAAGAGGCAGUAGAUGCUAAUUGGGGUGAGGCACUGGAUAGUUGUGAGGUGGAUGACAUAAAGAACGGAAAAUUUGGCCUGGUCCUUUUGUUGGUUUUUGCUAUCAUUGCUAAUUCAGUUCUUCUUGUUUCUGCUUUUUGUUCUUGUUGUAAUAAACGAGUACUCUUUUUCCUUUAAUAGUGAUUUUCCCAUUAAAUUUUCGUCAUAAAGGUUUUAAUGAUGUUCGACCCUUAGUUAGUGUCUUUGUGCUUUCAAUGUUUGCUAGGUUUUCUUUUUCUUUUUUCUCCUUUUAUAUAAUUUCUAUUUCAACAACUGAUGCUCAAUUUCUACAUAUUUUAUGUUCUUGAGUUUACAUACAAUCUUCUUUGUCACAGCUUAAAAGGUGAAAUCUUUCUGAACAACGCCUCUGGUCUCCUCGACCAUUCUCACCAACUAAAACAACCCCUCUCAAAAGAAUUCUGAAAAUUUUGAUAUUCCGUUCGCAGCCGAACUCGAUCAAGCUGCCCAGAAGCGCAAACCCGAUCUUCACACGGCAUAGAAGUUAGCAGCAAUUGAUUGUGAUACUCAUCGAGCACACUUUCAAUUCGACGUCCCAUUGGCGCAUUUCGUCGAACAUGUGGAGGGCAGCUCGGUAUUUCCCCCCAACUUUGCCCUGUAACUCAACAAUUUGUUAUGCGACUAUAUAUCCAAUCAAACAGCCUCUUUUCCCCAUCGAGAUUACUAAAAUAUACAUGAUUGGAUAACAAUAUUUUGGUGGGCAUAUAAACUAUAAGAUUACUUAUAAUCAUAAGGAUGCUUCGUCAUAUUUUACUUUCUAGUUAUUCCAGAGAUGCCGUGCAGGUCAUAUGCUCACUUUGUAACACUAAACGUGGGUUUUUAG